Molecule: messenger RNA, 4261 nt
Organism: Sardina pilchardus (European sardine)
Lineage: Eukaryota; Metazoa; Chordata; Actinopteri; Clupeiformes; Clupeidae
Gene: lrrc75a
Product: leucine rich repeat containing 75A
Exons: 5
Coding region: 951-2291 (446 amino acids)
Source: RefSeq, a predicted model, not a curated record
UCUUUUCCAGUCUUUCAAGUGGUGCACAAGGAUACCCUAAUGAGAUCAUUACCCUGGGUACACAAGCCUAGCAUGGGUGACUGCGGAUUCGCUGCUUGAAGGAGAAACGAAACGCCAAGGAUUACAUCCAUUAAUGUUGGAGUGAGCCGCAGGACUGAUAAACAAUCGAAGUCUGUGCGGAUGAUUGGACAAACCCUGAGUACAGAAUGGCAAGUGUAAAGCAAUAAGGACGAUGUAAACAUUGGCAGACCUCUUUCCCUGUUACCUCCAUUUCUUCUAGCCCAUUGCCGCAGAGACAAAACGUGCGGAUUUCUCAAGGAACACCUGAUAAAAGAAAUAACUGGUUCAGAACAGGGAGUUCAGGGUUGUUGGGGUUUUUUUUUUGCAAUUAAUUUCAUCACAAGGAGACCCGCGCUUUUUUAGAAUGUGGAACUCCAUGUUAUGCAGGGAAGUUGGUGUUUUAAUUGCGCAGCCAGAGUUUCCACAUAUCUGCUGAAGUGAUGUGAUUGUUUUGUUUCCCCCUCGUCUGCGGCCAGGCUGCAGAAAUAUUCGUCGGAGGUGCCUGUGCAACUGAAGUUAAAUCAGCACCUAAAUCGCAUCUUCGACAGCGUGACGUAGCCGAUAACAUAGUUGAUAUUUUUUGAAAGAUUCCAGAUUCCACCAUUCUACCAGAUAUCCCAUAGCCCUGUAUGGUAGGAUAUCGCGGUUUAAUGUCGGCAUGACCUGUCUCUUCAAGACAUUGCUACAUGCGGCGGUCAGGAGUGAUGCCUCAUUCAUCAAGUUCAGCUCUGGAGUUUUUUUCCUGGCUCUAACCUUUUCUGGCAGUCGGCAAAUGUGAAUGACUUUCAUACUAAAUGAUAAUAUGAUCAAUUCAUAAAUGGGCGUUACCGUUAGUAAUGACAAGUUAGCAUGAGUCUUGGAAGAGCUUGCAGUGUAUACUGACACAAAGCAUGGGAGCAAAACAGACAAAGGGGGCUGAGGCUGGCCCGAGCCCUCAUCACGGUUGGAAACGGACACCGACAAAGGAGCGAAACGAUUUAUUUGCCUCGUUCAUGUUAAGGUCAGGGGACCGACUCAGCCGAGGCGGGACCCCUCCUCCUUACCAGCGACGUAUCGGGAUGAUUCAGGAGAUGAUGCUGAUGGCAAAGCAAGGAAAACAAGACGAGGCAACAGAGAUGCUGAAGACACUCCGACAGGAUUUAGGAAUGGAGUCCACGUCUCUGGAUGAUGUCCUUUACCGAUACGCAAGCUUCCGCAACCUGGUGGACCCCAUCACCCAUGACUUGAUCAUCAGCCUGGCCAAAUACGUCCACUGCCCCAAAACGGAGGGUGACUCGCUGGGUGCCAUGGAGAAGGUUUGCCGGCAGCUGACGUACCACCUGAGCCCGCAUUCCCACUGGAGGCGGCAGGGUCUGCUGAAGAGGAAGCCUCAGGCCUGCUUGAAGUCUGUUUUGUCCGCCCCCCCGGCCAGCGGGGCCUUGGACCUGUCGGGCAUUCCUCUGGCCGUGCGGGACAUGGAGCGCCUGUGCGCUCACCUCCAGCGCCACGCCUCGCGCAUCUGCAGCCUGGAGCUGGGCUUCACCGAGCUCACGGACGACGCCUUCCUGCUGCUGCUGCCCACGCUGGCCGUGCUGCCGCGCCUCGAGACGCUGGCCCUCAACGGCAACCGCCUGACGCGCGCCGUCCUCAAGGAGCUCACAGACACCCUGAAGGACCCGGACAGCUUCCCCAGUGUCACGUGGAUCGACCUGGGCAACAACGUGGACAUCUUCUCCCUGCCGCAGCCCUUCCUGGUGAGCCUGCGCAAGCGCUGCCCCAAGCAAGGCAACCUGCCCACCAUCUUGGAGUUCGGAGAGAGCCAGGCCAGUGAGCCCGAGUACAGGGUGGACGGCGACGACGAGGGCGACGACACCAACCGGACAGAGAGCACGGGCGAGCUGCGGUCCGAAGUUGAGGGAGAGCUGGAGGGGGAGAUGGACGGAGAGAUGGAGAUUGAGGAGAUGAUGGAAGAACUGCUGGAUUUUGACCGAGAGGUGCAGGGCAAGGAGGACGAGGAUGAGAGCAUGUGGACCAUGGAAGACCAACGAGUCGGUCGAAAAGUGGCACAGGAGAAGCCGAGCAAAGGGAAGAGGGGAAAGGAGGCGGUGAAAGCGGAGGAAGAGGACGACACCCAGAGUCAGUCCUCACAUUUGUCUGGCUCCAGUCCGUCCCACAAUUCCUCUGGGGCCUUUGAACUACACAAAGAGGACAGUGGGAAUGGGGCAGCACCUGCCUCAGACAGCCUCACUUGAGAUCCACGUGUCGAUUAUCUGUGCCAUUCUCUGUAAUGGGUGUGUCGUUUAGAGAGAGAACGACAGAGAGAGAGAGAGAGAACACGACAAACCUUGUCAUCUCCAGUUGUAGCUUUGGUUGGGAGAUUGCCUAAACCAAAAAGACUGGGAGUGGUCAUUGAUGGUUCAUUCUGAGGAAAUGACAAUCAGCAAAUGACAGCAACAUGUAUGAUUUCAUUAGCCCUAACAUAUAACCUAACGUGUAAUAUAGCACUGCAGUCUGAACCACUCGUUAAAUACAAAGAUUAUAUUUUACCGUAAACUGGUAUGUUUUUAAUAUAUCAUUCAGGUGUCUCUCCCCUUUAUCCUGUCCAGCUGUGGACAUAUGCCUAUGUGCCUGUGACAUUGCUACCUUGCUGUUGAAUGGAUUGUGUACUUGCAGAGUUGGAAAGUGAGGAUGAGACAGAGCGAGGCAGACAUGUCUUCACCCCCCCCCCCCCCCUCUAAUUCUCUGCCUUCAAAUCUAUGCACCCAGCUCUUAGAAAUAACCAGCACUCCCCAGGCCAUGUGCUCCUGCCCAGUAUUUCCUAAUCAAUAAAUACCGCCCAGAGCUUUUGCUUGACAGCAGGCGGAUGUGCUGAGAGCAGCUUUAAUGAAGUGUUACCUUUUGAAGAGGGGACAAACCAAAAAAGAAAAAAGAGAGAAAGAAAACACACUGAAAAGGAACAGACUAGUGAGAGAGGACGUCCCUCUUUGACAGAAUUUAAGAGCUGUACAAAAGCAAGCUGUCACUGUGAUGGGAAACAGUGCCUGAGGAAGGGAAGGGAAUGAACUAAAGAGACUCCUCUCCAUAGCUGUCUUAAGAGGCACAGCUUUUGGGCAACAGACUGACGAGGGGAGUUUCAGCUUAAAGGUGCAGUACGUGGGAUUUAGUGGCAUCUAGUGGGGAGGCUGCAGAUUGGCUUCUUUCGAGCAUGUGGCAGAAGCUAUGGUAGCCACCAGGUGUCAUAAAGAAAUGUGAAAGGGCCUCUUGAGUUUCAGCGGUUCUGUGCUACUUUAUAAACAUGUCCGUGCAACAUGAUGGAGUCUAUGUUGAUACGGACCACUUAUUGUAAGCUAAAGAAAACAACGAUUAGUCAUAGGUGAUUAUACACUGAUGAAAACAUAGUUAUGAUUAUUAUAUUUCGAUUUCUACUAACCAAUCUCCCUACAUCCUACAUUCUGCACUGUUGCAAAUUAGGACAUUUUGAUAUGUAAUUACCAGAGCCAUCCUAGCCUCGCUUGCCCCUUUAUUCAUACAUAACCUCUCACAAAUAGUAUUUCUUUUCAUUUCUAGGAAUAUUUACACAUACUUAAAUGUACCUUAUAUAAUUGAAUAUCUUUCAUAAUUGUACAGUUAUGAAGGAAGCGUGUUGUUCAAUUACUUUAGAGUGGGAUAAGAAUCUGCUUUAAACACAUGUAAAUGUAUUUUGCUAAUUAGAUGCUGCUAUCUCUGUUUGCUUAGAGGUUGUACAACUACCAAAAUCGUAUUGUGAAUAUAAUUAUAUCCCUUACAAGCUAAAUUACAGUAUUUGUGUCAAUCUUUCCCCUUAUAUUGGAGCCUCUUUUAAAUGAAUUAAACAGAUACCCAGUGUGCACUUUAAUGAAAUAUGUUUUUCAUUCUCAGGUCCUCAUAUCAUAAGGAGUGCUUUCAUCUCAGAGAAAGACAUUCUGAUAAUGUCAUUGUGGGUUUGUCAAAUAAUCAUUAGUUAACCUCAAUUAAUCAUUAGUUUAAAUGUUCAAUGAAUCUGUGAUUCCAGAUUUAGUGUAGCUGACUGAUAAUAAUGAUCUACUUCCGACAUGUUUGCACCAUGCCUAUAGUCGGUCUGGACCUAUCUGCAUCUAAAAUGAGUUGACACGAAGUAAAACUACAAAUGUAAUGUGAAGUAACAUGAACCUGAUGCAAACAAUUUUCAAAAUUGUUAAUUAACAUAAUAAAAAGACUACAUUUA